AUAGAUCGAUGUAUCGAUGCAUAGAAACGUUUGUUGGUAUAGUUUUGUAGUAGUUUGUGUAAUGCUGUUUAUUAAAAAUAAGGAAAUCCAUAACAGCAAAGACAUAGAAUGAAAUGCAAUGCCUCGGAUUCUAAUAUUCGCCGACGGAGAACUUUGUUUAGGUUACAAAUGGUUUAAACACAAACAUAAACCAAAAAGCCGCACUACAAGCCAUGGCACAUACUCAGCGAGUUCCAAUUUAUGGAACCAGACCACCAUGCGCUACACCUACUCGCUUGGAAGAGUGGCAUUCUCGUCUGCGGACGAUACGACUUGAAAGAGCACGUAAACCGGACAAGCCAGAGGAUUUCGUCGUCUAUGAAGGCUCAGAUGAGGAAGAUAACGCUGUUGCCGAGAAAGAAAUUCUUCGAACUUCGUACAAUUUUGUGGACUUUGUGAGAGGACGUGAGCUGGGUGGGAAUGACACCAGAUGUGUGCGUGCUGAAUAUGCUUCACGUCACAUACUUACACAUGAAAUGUUUAAAGAAUAUUCUGUAUCUCUUAAUAACAUGAACAAGGUGUUUUGUUCGCAGUGGCUGAGCGACAGACAAGUUGUCUUUGGCACGAAAUGCAACAAGUUGAUGGUCUACGAUGUCGUUAAACGUCAGUUGGAUCAGAUUCCUUCCUUGCAAGGUGUUCGAAGUUCAGCAAACCAGCAGCAAGAUCAACAAUGUGGAAUCCAUGCUGUGCAGAUAAAUCCAUCAAGAACAUUGCUUGCAACGGGAGCCCACAGCUCAAGUGAAAUAGCCAUAUAUAAGCUGCCCACACUAGAUCCUGUUUGUGUGGGAGAGGGUGCGCAUCAAGACUGGGUGUUUGACAUGUGUUGGCUUGAUGAUCAGUUCCUUGUAUCUGGAUCACGAGACACUCGCAUGGCCUUGUGGAGAGUGCAGUUGGACGAGCUUAUGGAUGGAGAAGAUGGGCCAUCUUAUAAACAUGUUCAUGCUUUGGCUACAAAGGAAUGCAGAUCAGCACAAAAAGUUAGGGCUGUAGCUUUCAACAAGAAUUUCCAGGAAAUUGCUGCCUUGUCUCUUAAUGGUUUCAUUCAUAUAUGGAAUGCUGAAACAUUUGAGCAGAAGUUUUCAAGAAAGCUGCCAUCAUGUCAAGAAAAUGUGUGUCUCGCAGUGCAAGAUACUGGAAUGUAUGCUGUUGGCUGUCGUUCCUACACUCUGCUUUUAGAUGCUCGAACUUUACAAGCUGUGAAAAAAAUAUCAACACGUUAUAGUGGCUGUGGUAUUCGAUCUGCAAGUUUUCAAGACAACAUUCUCACAAUAGGAACCGGUGUUGGUAUACUGAUGUUUUAUGAUUUAAGAGCAGGAAAAUAUUUGGAAUCCAACAUUAAUUCAAGCAGAACAGUCGUGCUGAAAGCGUCGAAAGGUUGGGUGUUUCCAGAUGAUGAGUACGUAGAUGGUUUUCAAAAUAUCAAGUACACUCCAGCAAUAUAUACCCAUUGCUAUGAUCCAUCAGGGACACGACUUUUCACAGCAGGUGGUCCAUUACCAGCAAAUCUAGAUGGAAACUAUGCUGGAUUGUGGCAGUGAUGUUUGGCUAUUGUAGGUUAUUGUUCAUAAAUGAGACUUUGAAGGAAAUUAAUUGACAUAAGUGUACUGCAACAUGUGAAGAGUGUAAAGUGCACUUGCAUUGACUGUUCUCCGCAGUUCCUGAAAUAAAUAUGCAAGAAAUUGGCACUGAUAAACUGAAAUUUACCAAAGAUGAGUUUCAUUUAUUUUUGUGGAGAUACAAUCUGUGGAGCUAUAGAUAUCUGCAUGUGCAUCUUUUGUUCUUUUACUUCAGCUCAGAAUUUUUUAAUAUUUAUUUGUGUUGUAAAAGUAUUUCCUUUUAAUUUUGGAAUUCUGUUGUCGCAAUACUUUUGUAUUGAAAGAGUGUUGUUUUAUUUAUGGUGUAUCAUUUACAAUUUUGUUAUCUUAAAAUUGAAAUGUUUACAGUUUCAUAGACUGAUUAAUAAUGGAAGGAAAAGAGAGUAACAUUGUUGGGGGUCAUAUAGCUGAUCAUAAUGACACAAGAAGUAGUAAUGAUUUUUAGUCAAUAGUGGUUUCAGAAUAGGGGCAGCCAAAUU
This is a messenger RNA of Schistocerca cancellata (South American locust), 2113 nucleotides long. It is a transcript of the gene DCAF12, whose product is annotated as DDB1- and CUL4-associated factor 12 homolog. Lineage: Eukaryota; Metazoa; Arthropoda; Insecta; Orthoptera; Acrididae. The coding region runs from base 213 to 1577 and encodes 454 amino acids. Gene Ontology annotation, molecular function: protein binding. The transcript has 7 exons. The record is from RefSeq and is a predicted model, not a curated record. Gene Ontology annotation, cellular component: Cul4-RING E3 ubiquitin ligase complex.